AGGUUUUAAUUAGAUUAUUUCCCAGUCAGUAAAAUUUAAUAUUGCUUUCAUGAUCAACAUAAUUAUGGUAUAGCACUGAGAAGUGUUCCCUUAACGGUGGGCCUCAUAUGAAGUCUCAAGAUCAUGGGUGACAUACGCCUGGAGUUUCCCUUUAUGAUCGAAUUAAAAGUCGUCGCACAUUUAUCAACUCGGAGAGGGAUCGACUCGUAACCGUAUCAUCUCGAGGCGGUCAGUAUUCUUUGGAUGAAACUUCAUACUGCAACGCAUACUUAUCCGAACCGUAACGUAAACGCCACUCAGUCACAGCGCGCGAUAGGCAAUACGGUGUUGAUCCCUUUCCGAGUUGAUAAGUUUGCUAUGAACUUUAAAAUAAGGAGAUCCUUAAGAGAAUCAAAGGGACCAAUCGAAUUCUGCAGCCUAUCAAAUCUGCAGAAUUUCUGAACUGGCAGUGGGUGGGACACAUAAUAUUAUCCCGUAUAGCUGAUAGCCUUUGCCAGGCAGAAAGAUUUAGAGUGGCGUCAAUAAACCGGAAAACGUAGUGUAGGCAGGCCUCUCACUAGGAGGACCGACGAUCUGGUGAAGGUUGUUGUGGAAAUCCGUAAAGCAUUGGACCAGCAGUGGACGGUGUCAGGUUAAAACGACGGUAAUAAAUUAUGAUCUUAGCAUAUUAGGUAUAGUUAUUGAUAGAAUAUUUAUAAAAAUUAGAAUGGAAUAGAAUUACUUUAUUCAGCAUAUAAAAUUUAGGUGCAUAGAUAAUUAAUUUUAUUGUAGCAUGCUCAGCAAAAAUCGUGACAUGACACAAGUCGUCAAGUCACGAAGCUGGUUUUCAGCGGGUACCAACGCACGACCGGGAUUACGCGCCCUUUCGACAGUGACGGUUUAUCGUCAUUUCGUGUCUGUUCGUAGUACAUAGACCUACAUGGAAAAAACUACUUACCUACUGCAACGCUCCACUGCCAGAAGGCAGCACAAACUAACAAUUCAUUUAAUUAAAACAAAUAAAGCGUCGUUCAGAACAAUAACAAAAUGUCAAUUUAGCAGUGCAAUUACCUUACAGUUUACAGUUUUAUAAUAAAUGUAGUGACGCGUGAUCACUGAGUUGCAUUUUAUCAACGUGUAUUUUUGUAAUUUAAAUAAACAGUCAUUUUAAGUAAUAGGUAUUGCAUUGUCGCAUUAAGAUAAAAGGUGAUGAAUGUGAAAAGAUCUUAAGCUUGUUUGGUCAGUUGUAGAACAACAGAAGAUAUAAAUAAGUCAGUCUUGCAGUGAACAAGACUUACACAACGCGAGUUUAUACAAAUAAAAUCAAUAUGCUGGCCAGUAGUCAGUGCGAUAAGGACGAUAUAUUAUCCGUUAAAGAGUUAAAUUCCAUUGUCCAACAAAGCGUUAAAAGUAUUAUCGACAAGGAAAAACUCAUAUCGUACGUAGUGAGUGUCAAAGAUCUAACAACUAACGGAGGAAAUUAUUUAGGAACAUUGCAAACGGUGACCAUAACUGGAAAAACUGAAGAUGGCGAAAGCAAGGAAUUGAGGCUCUUUCUGAAAAAUAUUAUUCACAUAGAAAAAGAGUUUACAAUCGUCAAUGCCUCGGAGGCUUAUCAAAGAGAAGGGUUUAUCUACAGAGAGUUGUUUAAAUAUUUUGAAAAAAUUGAAGAUAAAUACAACAUACCCGUGGAAGAAAGAUUCAACACCGUGAAAGGAUACAGCGAGUCAAAUGAUGAGGUGAUUAUUUUGGAAGAUGUUUCAUACAAGGGUUAUAAAACAGGCGACAGAUUCAAAGUUGUUUCUCUGAAAUUUGCAGAAUUGGCCAUCAAAGAACUUGCCAAAUUUCAUGCCAUAUCAUUCGUUAUCCAGAAUGAAAAUCCAAAAUAUUUUGAGAACAAUAUAAAACCAUUACGGUCAGUGUUUAAAGCAAAUGAACAAUUUAAAAUUCAUUUGAGAAGAUCAUUUGACAAAGCAAAGAAAACUUUAGAUGAAACUGCAAAAUUGAAACUUGCAUUUUUUUUUCCAAAAGUAAUGAAAAAAACCGAGCAAUGUAUGGUUGUCGAACCAGAUGAAGCCGUUUGCAUGACGCAUCUAGAUUUUCGGGCAAACAAUAUUAUGUUUCAAGAAAUUGAUGGAGAAGCAGUCAAGGUAGUUCCUGUCGACUAUCAACUGGCUUGUUUCGGCUGCCCAGUCGUUGAUAUUAUAUACUUCAUUUUCUUGGGAACUGAUCAGGAAUUUCGUAAAAACCACAUGGAGAAUCUCAAGGACUUGUACUACUGUACAUUUGAAAGCUUUUUGAGCAAAUUCGGUAUCGAGGCUAAAGAAAUGUACACUAAGAAGCAAUUUGAGGAUGAUUUUAGAGAAAAAUUGGACUUUGGACUGAUAAUGUUUAUAAUAGUAAUGCCUUUUCUUUUCGCACGCACUGAUGAUGUCCCGGAGUUAUCAGUAAUCGAAAAUCUUGCAUUCAACUUGGAUGAGUGCUAUAAGGACAGGCUGCAUGGUGUUGUUGAUGACUUUAUACAGUGGGGAUAUUUGCCUUCCCAAAAAGAUUUUACAGUUUUUAAUGUUUCAAAGGCAUACCAAAGAGAAGGGUUUUUCUACAGAGAGUUGUUUAAAUUUUUUGAGAAAAUUGAAGAUAAAUACAACAUUCCAAAAGAAGAAAGACUAAAAAUUGUUAAGGGAUACAGCGAAACAAAUGAAGAGAAAAAUAAAAUUAAAAUGUCGAUUUGUCAGUGUGGUUAUCAAGACAUAUUCUUAGUUAAAGAAUUGAAUUCAACUGUAAGGCAAAGCAUCAAAACUAUAAUUGAAAAGGAGGGAUUUACGUCAUACAAAGUGAAUGUAAGAGAUUUAUCAACCAACGGAGGAAAUUAUUUUGGAUUAUUACAAUCUGUGACGAUUUCGGGAAAAAAUGAAGACGGAAAAGAUCAAGAACUGAGACUAUUUCUUAAAAAUUUUCAGCCUUCCCAAAAAGAUUUUACAGUUUUUAAUGUUUCGAAGGCAUACCAAAGAGAAGGAUUCUUCUACAGAGAGUUGUUUAAAUUUUUUGAGAAAAUUGAAGAUAAAUACAACAUUCCAAAAGAAGAAAGACUAAAAAUUGUUAAGGGAUACAGCGAAACAAAUGAAGAGGUAAUUAUUUUGGAAGAUGUUUCUCAUUUGGGCUACAAAACAUUAGACAGAUUUGACGUAAUGUCCAUAAAAUUUGCAGAGUUGGCCAUCGAACAACUUGCCAAACUACAUGCAAUGUCUUUUAUUAUUCGAAAUGAAAACCCAAAAUACUUUGAAGAAAAUGUAAAAACUAUGAGUUCUUUAUAUCAGCUUGAUAACUUUGAAUUUGAAGUUUUCUUAAGAAAAUGCUUUGACAAAGCAAAGGAGACUUUAGAUGAAGACGCUAAAAUAAAACUGGAUAACUUUUUCCCAAAAAUGCUUAAAAAAUACUCGACAUACUUUGUCAUCUCACCAGAUGAAGCCGUUUGUGUGACACAUACAGAUUACAGGACGAACAAUGUAUUGGUUAAAGAAGUUGACGGACAGCCCUCUGAGGUUAUUCCUGUAGACUACCAGCUAGCAUGCUUUGCCAAUCCCGUCACGGACUUAAUGUACUUCAUUUUCUUAGGGAGUGAUCGGGAAUUCCGUAAACAUCACUUGGAAGAUCUCAAGGAAUUCUACUAUAGUACUUUCGAAAAAUUUUUGAGCAAGUUCGAUAUCGCAGCCGAAAUGGUGUAUUCCAAAAAGCAAUUCCAGCAAGACUUUAGUGACAAAUUGGAAUUUGGAUUGAUGUGUUUUUUAGUAUUUAUGCAAUUUAUUUUUACGAACGAAGAUGACGUUCCACAGUUGGAAAAGGGCAUGGAUGCUUUGUCAAUGAAUAUGGAUGAGCGUUAUAAAGACAGAUUACAUGGUAUUAUUGAGGAAUUUAUACAGUGGGGGUACUUGUUUUACAUGUCACCACCUCAAAAAGGAACGUACAAUAAAAUCCUUAUGUCGACCAAUAAUAAGUGCGAAGGUGACGACAUACAACUGUUAGUUGAAGAAUUAAAUUCAACGGCACGUCAAAGCAUCAAAAAUAUAAUAGACAAAGAAGAAUUGACGUCUUACAGAGUGGUUGUAAAAGGAUUUGAAACCUAUGGAGGUAAUUAUUUAGGAUCACUGCAAAGGGUGACCAUAAAUGGAAAAACCAAAGAUGGCAGAGACAAAGAACUAAAAUUAUUUCUCAAAAACAUUCCAUGUGCACCUGAGGAAUAUACUACAUUCAUCAACGUUUCAAAUGUUUACCAAAGAGAAGGUUUUUUCUAUAAAGAGUUGUUUAAUGUUUUUGAGAAAAUUCAAGAUAAAUACAACAUUACACACGGAGAAAGAUUUAAAACAGUGAAAGGAUUUAGUACGUCUAAUGACGAACUAAUAAUUUUAGAAGACGUUUCUCACAUGGGCUACAAAACAUAUGAUAGAUUUGAUGUAAUACCGAUUAAAUUUGCAGAAUUGGCCAUUGAACAAAUUGCAAAACUACAUGCCAUGUCCUUCAUUAUUCGAAAGGAAGAUCCUAUAUAUUUUGAAAAAAAUAUUGUAACACUCAAAUCGGUGGAUAAUAUAAACGCAAAUUUUGAAGAUUAUGUAAGGAAAAGCUUUGACAUAGCUAAGGAAAGCUUAGAAGAAAAAGUAAAAUGUAAACUGGAUAAAAAUUAUCAAAAAUUGAUUGAAAAUUAUUUUAAUAAUUUAAAAAUGUUACCACAUGAAGCUGUUUGCGUAAUUCAUGGAGAUUUUAGGCCCAAUAACGUAUUGGUUAAAGAAACUAAUAAUGAACCAUCUGAUGUGAUUCUUAUAGACUAUCAGUUAGCAAGUCCUGGCAGUCCAGUUUUGGACAUUUUGAAGCUCAUUUUUUUAGGGACGGACCAGCAUUUUCGUAGAAACCAUAUGGAUGAUCUUAAGACGUUGUAUUAUAGCAGUUUUGAAAUGUUUUUGAGAAAAUUCAAUAUAGAGGCCAGAGAGGUAUAUUCUAAAGAGCAAUUUGAGAAAGAUUUCAGAAAUAAAUUAGACUAUGGGUUGGUAAUAUUUAUAUUGUGUUUGCCUUUCAUUUUCGGAAGCACUGACAGAGCCCCUCAGAUAGAACAAGGAUUUGAUGUGGCGUUUGAUUUAGAUGAACGUUUUAGGGAGAGAUUGUAUGGAGUUGUUGAUGACUUCAUACACUGGGGGUAUUUGUGAACUUUCCGUUAUCUGGUUAUUGGGAAUUAAAAAUA
Molecule: messenger RNA, 5209 nt
Organism: Ostrinia furnacalis (Asian corn borer)
Lineage: Eukaryota; Metazoa; Arthropoda; Insecta; Lepidoptera; Crambidae
Exons: 7
Coding region: 1308-5174 (1288 amino acids)
Source: RefSeq, a predicted model, not a curated record